AUGGCCAAGAAGUCAGUGUACCGAGAUACCGAGGCUUUCAAAUGCGUCUUCAAAUCGCUCAAUUGUGCACUCUGUUCAACGCCGUACUCAAAAACGGCAAAUGAAGUAAAUGCACCGACACAAACUUGGUGUUCUGAUAUUCAAGCAGUGUGCAUGGAAUGUUAUGAAGAACAACGAGCAAUAGCCCCAGCGAUUCGAGCACAUCAAUGCAAAGACCACAAUUGUUUCGAGUACAAGAGGCGUCCUUCAUAUUGCUUGAUGGAAUUGCUCUCAAGUGGGUGCUUUACGUUGAAUCAAAAUUUGAUGGGAUACGUUCAAACAACUCAAUCAAUCACAAUUCCUGAGUGUCCGAUUUGUAAUGAAGAAUACUCAAUCGAAAACUCACAAAGAGAACCAUUCAUCCUCUACUGUGGCCACGGGAUAUGUAAUGGGUGUUUUGCUAAAAUGUCUAAACCCAGAACCAAUUCGAUCUUCAAAUAUUGUCUCGUAUGUCCACAAUGCAAACUAAACGUUUCUUAUGCUCAAGAAUCAUGGGAGAAUCCAUUGAAAACCUUUCUGCGAGAACUUUACGAGAAAUCGGCGCAAAAAGAUGAUGAAAUGAAAAGCAUUUGUGAAGAUUGUAGAAAAGAGGUGCCUCUCCUCGAAAUGUUUCAAUGCAUGGAUUGUGGGGAUAAAAUGUUAUGCCCUCGAUGUUCUUGCAAGAAUCAUCGUCUUCAUCAGAUUAUCGAUCUUGAAGUUGUGGAGGUGAAGAAACUGGGGAAAGUGGCUCGCGAAACGAUCAUAACACAAAUUGGGGCCUACAAUGUCUGUUUCCCGGAACUUCAAUCGGAUUUGAUCAAGAAUUUGACUGAGUGCCAAAAGAAAAUUCUCAGUCGAGCCGAUCAACUCGGUUACCUCAAUGGAUUUGCAAAAGCAAAGGAGCAACAGGAGGCUUGCAUGGCAUUUGGCGAGAGAUUCGCGAAGAUUUACAAGAAAUAUUUGGGUGAAUUGCGGUCAGUCAACACCGGUAUUGAGAAGCUCAUCGAUGACAUCAACGAGUCGCCAAAA
Messenger RNA from Mesorhabditis belari, 1047 nucleotides. Lineage: Eukaryota; Metazoa; Nematoda; Chromadorea; Rhabditida; Rhabditidae. The record is from the annotation of a GenBank genome assembly.